AUGUCUGGAGGAGCGCCUAUCCCUGUCGCCGUCAAGGGCCAGGAGAUUCUGUGCAUCGAAGAUAUCAAAGAACGGGCAGAUGCCAAUCUUCCCGAAAUCGCGAGAGAGUUCUACAACUCCGGCUCGACAUACCAAACCACCAUCGCCGAAAACUCGUCCUCCUUCAACAAGUACCGCCUCUUGUCGCGCGUCCUGGUCGACGUCUCCCGACUCACCACCCAGACCGAAUGUCUGGGUCGGACGGUGAAAUUCCCCUUGGGGGUCUCUCCGGCCGGCCUCCAGGCCAUGGCUCACCCGGACGGUGAACUCGCCACGUCGCGGGCCUGUGCGAGGAUGGGCGUCAACAUGGCCGUAUCGAGUUUCGCCAACUACACCGUCCAGCAGAUCGUGUCGGCGGGACAGACACAGGCCGAGACGGACGGCGCCGGACCCGGCGGCCCGCACUACGCGAUGCAGCUGUACAUGAUGCGCGACCGCGCCCUGCAGGAACGCAUCAUGGCCGCCGCCGAAGGGGCCGGGUGCAAGGCCAUCUUCCUCACGGCGGACAGCCCGGUGUUGGGGGUCCGGUUCAACGAGUGGCGCAACGACUUCCGCACCCCCGACGGCCUGGGGUUCCCCGUGUUGGGCUGGACGAGCGAGAUGAUCCGCCGGGCCACGCACGACACCAGCUUCAUGUCGUUCAACGACGACACCCACAGCUGGGCACGCGACGUCGCCUGGCUGCGGUCACAGACCAAGAUGGAGAUCUGGAUCAAGGGCGUCCUGGCGGCCGAGGACGUCGAACUCGCGAUCGAGUACGGGUGCGACGGCGUGCUGGUCAGCAACCACGGUGGACGCCAACUGGACGGCGUGCCUUCGACGCUGGACGCGCUGGUCGAGUGCGUGGACGCGGCCAAGGGGAGGAUCCCCGUGCACAUGGACGGCGGCGUGCGCAGGGGCAGCGACAUCUUCGUGGCGCUCGCCUUGGGGGCACGGCACGUCUGGGUGGGUAGACCGGCGAUCUGGGGGUUGGGGUACAAGGGGCAAGAAGGGGUCGAGAAGACGUUGGAGGUGCUCUACGAGGAUUUCAGGAGGUGCAUGGCGUUGUGUGGGUGUCGUACUGUGGCGGACAUCAAGAGGAGUUGUUUGAGGCGCAUGGGGAUUGAUGGGGUGUUGAGACGAGUGGAGUGAGGGCCGAAACCAAAACAGGGAGGGUGUUGAUUUAUGCCGCCGAGUCCCACUGAUGAAUGCAAUACGCGUUGGUAUAUCGAAUAGAGUCGAUAGGGAUAUUGGGGUAGGUAGGGUCAAGAUGAAGGCGUCGGUAGGCUACGAACAAAUAUUUCUAGAAGACUUUACGUUCUUUCACA
Molecule: messenger RNA, 1346 nt
Organism: Exophiala oligosperma
Lineage: Eukaryota; Fungi; Ascomycota; Eurotiomycetes; Chaetothyriales; Herpotrichiellaceae
Exons: 2
Coding region: 1-1170 (389 amino acids)
Molecular function (GO): oxidoreductase activity; FMN binding
Source: RefSeq, a predicted model, not a curated record